Molecule: messenger RNA, 1992 nt
Organism: Nestor notabilis (Kea)
Lineage: Eukaryota; Metazoa; Chordata; Aves; Psittaciformes; Psittacidae
Gene: MLPH
Product: melanophilin
Exons: 16
Coding region: 1-1992 (663 amino acids)
Biological process (GO): intracellular protein transport
Cellular component (GO): cortical actin cytoskeleton
Molecular function (GO): actin binding; small GTPase binding; myosin binding
Source: RefSeq, a predicted model, not a curated record
AUGGGGAGGAAGCUGGACCUCUCCAAGUUAACCGAUGAAGAAGCCAAGCACGUCUGGGAGGUCGUUCAACGAGACUUUGAUCUGCGGAAAAAAGAGGAGGAACGGCUGGGGGAGCUAAAAUGCAAGAUCAACCAGGAGAGCAGCAAGAGAGAGUUCCUGACAAAUCAGUCUCACCUCAAUGAAACCCACUGCGUCCACUGCCUCCAGCCCUUCAAGUUCCUGCUCAACAGCAAGCGGCAGUGCCAGGACUGCCACUUCUUCACCUGCAAGAACUGCAGCCGCUACAACAAGAAGGAGCAAGGCUGGGUCUGCGAUCCCUGCCGGCUCUCCAGGAUCGUGAAGAUUGGAUCCCUGGAGUGGUACUAUGAACACGUGAGGUCCCGUUUCAAGAGGUUUGGAAGUGCCAAAGUGCUGCAGUCCCUCUAUGGCAGGCUGCAGCCGGGGCAUGGCGCCAGCUCCACGUUCCUAGGUCAUCAGGACAGAGUUUACAGCCUGCCAGACAUUAACAGUGAGUGCCAGCUCUUCACCAGUGGUGACAUUGGGGAUGACAAUAAUGAUGAAGACAAUGUCCUCCGCGGAGCUGAAGCAGAGUGCUACAGCAGAAUGUGCAAGACAAAGCGCCUGCUCUCUGUGCAUCCCUUUGAUUUUGAGCUGGACUCGGAGUACUCUGCUCAGUCUCGUCGCCAGUCUGUACAGCUCUCGCCAGCAGCCAGCAGCCCGGAUGCGUUCCAGUCUUUCCCAGAUUUCCCUCACUCAGCUGAAGAUGCCUCCCAGGAGGAACCCAGGAUCACCGACACGGAUCUGGUCUUCCACCACAUCGUGCAGGAACAGGGAGCAGGCAGGAUCCCUCCAGAGCAGCACUUCAGCACAGAGGUUCGGCUCACCGUCAACUCACGGAGAAGGAGCCUAGAAAGAAAUGCCAGACCUGGUAGCCCCUGGAAUGAGCAGCCCCGGUCCCGGUACUCUGCAGAUAUGGACACCUCUGAUGAGGACAUGAAGGAAGCCCAGUUCCCGGCCUAUCCACCCCACCAUGUGAAACGACGUAACAGAGCCUCUUCCCAGGAGAAUUCCAGCCACUCUGGGAACCAGAUCCAUGAGCUCAACAAACGCAUGUCUGCAAUCGAACGUGUGCUGAAUUGCUUGGAGGAAAAGAUCCUGGUGAGCUCUGAGGAGUCUCCAGCCCCAGACUCCCAGCUUGACCCCGAUGCAGAGGAGGAGGAGUUGAAGAGGAAGCUGGAGGAGUUAGCCAGAAACAUCAGUGACAAGGAAGUCUCUUCAGAAGAAGAGGAGCAUGAAGAAAAGAAGAGAGCAAAGAAACCCGAGAUGAGUCCCUCCAGUGAUGACGUGGCCCGAGAUGCUCAAAAGAGGUCGUCAGCUCAGGCUCUGAGCGAAAUCACGGCCAAAGUGCUGAGAACCAUAAACGCCACGGAGAAAGCGGCCUGUGAGUUGUUGUAUGGAGAGAGCCAGAGCAACGGUGGCCGUGUCCUCCCUGCAGGGCAUCCUCCCAGCCUGGCAGAUGGGAAAGAGGUGGCCGAAGCGUACCGUGAGCUUGAAGAAAAUGUGUAUCUGACGGCUGGGAAGACCUUCCAGCUUGAGAACACCCUGAAAGAGCUUGAAGAAGGGGCUCAGCACAGCAGCACGACUGACUCGGAGCUGUCAGAGCUGGAGGAUAAAGUGGCCUCAGCAGCUGCUCGGGUGCAACAGGCAGAGAACGAGGUUUCGGACAUCGAAUCUCGGAUUGCGGCUCUGUCAGCUGCGGGGCUGACAGUGAAGUCAGUGGAAAAGGCCAGGAAGAAGUCAAAUGGGCAGGCGAUGCCUGGGCUGCAGGGGUUCAGGAGGAAGUUCAACAGUCCCCUCGACAUCACUGGUCUCGAGGACUCCUUUGACCGCAACUCUGUUUACCGUGGCUCCCUGACGCAGAGGAACCCCAACGGCAAGAACAGAAGAGUGGAGAGGCUCUUUGCGAAGCCUGUGAUGACCCAUCUGUCCUGA